Messenger RNA from Bursaphelenchus xylophilus (pine wood nematode), 3504 nucleotides. The record is from the annotation of a GenBank genome assembly. Lineage: Eukaryota; Metazoa; Nematoda; Chromadorea; Rhabditida; Aphelenchoididae.
AUGCGUAAAGACAAGAAGGACGAAGAAGCCGGAACUGGAAAUCCCUAUGCCCAUUUGGACAAAACAUCAGUGUUCCAAGAGGUAAGAACAACUUUGAUUUCCAAAAGUACUUUUCUAAUGUAGAGUUCAUUGACAUUUUUUUAGGCAAGAGCGUUCAACAAAACUCCAAUUGUUGUUCGGGAAUGUAAUGCGACGUUGUGCAAGAUCUUGUACUUGAUCCAGAAUGGGGAGAGUAUAGGAAAAACUGAAGCCACUGACACCUUCUUUGCCAUCACCAAGCUGUGGCAAUGCAAGGAUGCCACCCUCCGUCGUCUUGUCUUUUUGGCCAUCAAGGAGUUGAGUCCAUAUGCCAAUGAUGUCAUCAUUGUUAUCAGCAGGUAAACAAUUUUGUUCACAAACAAGUCUUCUCUUUAGUUUGACCAAAGACAUGACAGGGAAUGAAGAUGUGUAUCGAGGUCCUGCCAUCAGAGCUCUCUGCCGUAUCACUGACAGUGGAAUGCUGCAAGCGAUUGAGAGAUAUAUGAAACAAGCCAUUGUGGAUAAGGUCCCGUCUGUUUCUUCCGCCGCUUUGGUCUCGUCGGUCCAUCUGAUGAAGAAAUCUCCCGAGGUCAUUAGAAGAUGGGCCAAUGAGGUUCAAGAAGCUGUGAACUCUGAAAAUCCAAUGGUGCAAUAUCACGCUUUGGGUCUUCUUUAUCAAAUCCGAUCGAGUGACAAACUGGCCGUCUCCAAACUUCUCCAUAAAUUUGGAAAGUCUGGAAUGAGAUCUCCGUUGGCUUUGUGUUAUCUCAUCAGAAUUGCUGCCAAAUUGAUCUUGGAAGAAGAGGGUACUGACAGAAUUCCUCUAACAUUUAUCGAGAGUUGUCUUCGCCAUAAGAGUGAGAUGGUUACUUAUGAGGCCGCGUCAGCUAUUGUCAGGCUGCCUAACAUUACCAGGUAGGCUUACCAAAUUUUAUUGAUACUUAUUUUGGGUUUGUUUUCCUAAUAUUAUAUGUAUUAUUUUAGCGGGGAAUUGGCGGGUGCAGUGAAUGUGCUCCAGAUGUUCUGCUCGUCUCCCAAGCCAUCUUUACGUUUCGCGGCUGUCCGAACGUUGAAUAAGAUCUCGAUUAAUUAUCCUCAGGCGGUUAUGAGUUGCAACGUCGACUUGGAGCAACUGAUUACUGACCAAAACAGAUCAAUUGCCACUUUGGCCAUCACCACUUUGCUCAAGACAGGUGCUGAAUCUUCAGUUGAAAGGUUGAUGAAGCAAAUAAGUUCCUUUGUCAACGAAAUCGUAGAUGAAUUCAAAGUUGUGGUCGUUGAGGCCAUUCGUUCUUUAUGCUCCAGAUAUCCAAGAAAGCAUGCCACGAUGAUGAUGUUCCUCUCGGCCAUGUUGAGAGAUGAUGGAGGUCUUGAAUACAAGAAGGCCCUGGUCGAUACGGUUAUCUCCAUCAUCGAGGAGAACCCAGAAACUCGCGAAACAGGUGCAAAUUUUAUUAAUACUGCCUGUAUUUUCUGUGAUAAUUCAAAUAGAAAUGUAUUUAUUUUUAGGUCUUGUACAUCUCUGUGAAUUUAUCGAAGAUUGUGAACACAGCUCCCUGGCAAGUCGAGUUCUUCAUAUCCUGGGAACUGAGGGCCCAAUUACAUCAUCGCCCGAGAAAUAUAUCCGCUUUAUUUACAACAGAGUGGUUUUGGAAGCGACUGAGGUGAGUGUCGGAAUAGUCGAGGGGUAGUGGGUUGGGGUCAAACAACUCGAUGAGGAAAUCAAAAGGCCGCUUGAAGACCCUCACAUUGCAGUAGGUGGGUCGUUAUGACGAUACAAAACGAAGCGAAAUACUGAUGAGUUGUGAAUGUUUUUUUCCUUCUUAUCUGUAACAAAAAUUAUUAUUUAAUUUUAGAUCCGAGCCGCGGCUGUGACUGCCUUGGCCAGAUUCGGUGCUUUGUGCCCCAAACUCCGGCCGAGUAUUGAAGUUUUAUUGAAGAGAUGUCUUCUGGAUACUGACGAUGAGGUCCGGGACAGAGCUACUUUCUUUUUGAGAACUCUUCAGUCUGAAGACUCGGAUGCCAUCAACAAAUAUAUUAUCAGUCCCCUUCAAGUAAGCUGAUUUCAUAGUUUGUGUUUGUGGCAACAAGACUGAGAAAACAUUCACCUUUUUAGGUAUCUGAUGUCGGGCUUGAACAUGCUGCUCAGGAUUAUGUGAAGAGUAAACAAUUCGACAAAUCCUUCGAUCUGAAGGUAGUCCCAGUCUCGGCCGCCCCCAUCACCCUCACCGAAUCCAAACCAUCUUCUCUUUCCGUGGAACCAGUGGUCAAGAAAGAGGAGAAGAACAAGAGCUCCAGACAAGACUUCUUUGCUCGUAAGUUAUUGUAAAAAUCUUUUGUCCGUUCUUCUUGACACGUUCACCCUUGUUUUUUCAGAGCAGUUAUUUGCGAUCGCUGAUUUCUCUGACCUCGGCCCUCUAUUUAGAAGUUCUAAGCAGAUUGAACUCACGGAAUCGGUUACAGAAUAUGCUGUCACUCUGAUCAAACAUACUUUUGCUGAAAAUAUUAUCCUUCAAGUAAGAAUCCGAUGAAUUUUACUUGAUUUCCAGUUUGAUUGCAAAAAUACCUGUAAUGAUCAACUUCUGGAGAAUGUUCAUGUGAGUCUCGAACCGACAGAAGAAGAAGGAUGGAGAGUGGUAAAGACGUUGCCCUUGAGCGCUCUUCCUUAUGGCAGCGAAAAGGGAACUACUUACAUCCUGUUGGGAAUGCCUGAGGAUGGAGGCGUUUCAGGAACUUUCUCUGCCACUCUCAAGUUCAAUGUUAGAGAUGUGGAUCCAACUACAGGGGAACCCGAGUCUGACGAUGUUUACGAUGACACAUUCGCCGUGAGUUUUGAUAUAUUUUUUGAUAUGUUUCGAUCCUCCAAUUUUUAUGUCCAACAUCACAAAAGUAUACCGCCUUUGUUACUGAUAUAGAUCAUAAAUCCAUUGGUACUCUUAAUUGAACAUAUUUAUAGCUGGAAGAAGUGUCGAUCAGUCUCUCCGAUCAUAUUCUAGCUGUUCAAAAGCCCAAUUUCUCUGGAGUCUGGGACCAAUUGGGAGAAGAAAAUGAAUACAAUGAGACCUUCGCCCUCCCAGUAGCGUCCCUCCAAGGUAACUCCCAAAAGCACUCUUAUCAAUGGCUUAUUUUUCAGAAGCGGUCACAAAACUCCAACAGUAUUUGGGAAUGGCCGCCUGCGAACACUCGGAUAAGAUCCCUGAGGGGAAAUCACAACAUCAGCUAUUGCUGAGUGGUGUCUUCAGAGGGGGAUUAGAUGUUUUGGCUCGAAUUCGAUUGGCACAAGACCCCGUGGAGCAAGUUGUGAACAUGAAUGUGAUUGUCCGGUAAGUCGCUGGUCGCCCCCUUUCGUAGUACUGAUAAGAGGCAGUCUGUUUAUAUAUAAAGAGCAUUGUAUAUCAUGUUUUUUAUGAAAUUAUUACGUUUGUCGCUAUUUUCAGAAGCGAGGACGCGAACCUGAGCGAAUUGGUGGGCGCCUCCAUUUCUUAA